GUGUCAUUUGGGAUCACCACUCCGAGAUGUGCAAUUCCAUUUCGGAUAUAUGCUAAUUUUGUCUCAAUUCUACCCGAUCGUAUCUGUUAGAUGCAUAAACAUCCUCGAUAUGUCUCUUUCCAGCCUCAAAACCCUUGCGUAUAAUAUUCUAAAAGAAACGGGAGACAUCGUCCAAGAUACAGAAAAUCUCGAACCACUUCAAUGCUCAAUAUGCAAAGAAAAAAUUUUAACACUCACAUACGAAUCGUUUACUAUUCUCGGUGGAUGUGGACAUAUAUUUCACAGAAUGUGUAUCGAGAAAAAAAUUCUGUACACAACACCAAGCAUAUGCCCUUUUACCGGUUGCAGUAGAAGCGUCGAGAAUAUUGAUGAAACUCAAAGACGGGUCUCUGUAUCUUCUGAAAUAAGUG
This is a messenger RNA of Ambispora leptoticha, 410 nucleotides long. NCBI's taxonomy places the organism in Eukaryota, Fungi, Glomeromycota, Glomeromycetes, Archaeosporales, Ambisporaceae. The record is from the annotation of a GenBank genome assembly.